AUGUGGGCACCCUUCUUCGAUCUGCCGAAGGACCUGGGCUGCGAAUGCACGGGAUCCAGUGCCCACCCAGACGAAGAGGCGCCAGCAGUGCGAGAUGAGUCUGAGCCGAAGGCAACGGCGAAGGUGCCACAGACCUCCGCGGCCUCCGCGCCCUUGAGGCCUGGAACGGUCGGCCUCGGAAGCCAUGCGCCCGAGUUGAAGAUUGCAGGCCUCCGAAUACGUGGAGGCACAGAAGAACAAACAGCAACGAUCCGGGAGGGAUCGGCGAGGAGGCAUGGGCUUAUGAUUGAUACUGUAACACCCUCGAAAACACCGUGA
Molecule: messenger RNA, 318 nt
Organism: Durusdinium trenchii
Lineage: Eukaryota; Dinophyceae; Suessiales; Symbiodiniaceae
Source: the annotation of a GenBank genome assembly